AUGGCCCUCAGUAUCCGGCAGAAGAGGGUGAAUGGCGUCGAGGGGUAUUUCGGUUUCAUCAUAGGUAGCCAAACGGUAACCCCCGAUCUCGGGAUUGGCAAUAUAGAUAUAUGGACCAAACCAUUAUCAACACCUAACUGUUCGGCAUUUGUUUUUUUGAACUUUGGUACUUCAACUCCUACAAAAGUUUCCGUCAAACUUUCUGAACUCGGUCUGCAAGGUCGAAACGGCUACAAAAUAUAUGAAGUUUUCAGUAACAUUCCAUUUCCCAAGAUUUACUACUUAAAUUCAACUUUUGAGUCAAAUGUCAAUCCAAGCGGUGUUUUUUUUGGAAAAGCCAUCGCAUUGUAA
Helobdella robusta is the source of this 351-nucleotide messenger RNA. RefSeq lists its product as hypothetical. Lineage: Eukaryota; Metazoa; Annelida; Clitellata; Rhynchobdellida; Glossiphoniidae. Bases 1 to 351 code for a protein of 116 amino acids. The record is from RefSeq and is a predicted model, not a curated record. The transcript has 2 exons.